Molecule: messenger RNA, 813 nt
Organism: Iphiclides podalirius (scarce swallowtail)
Lineage: Eukaryota; Metazoa; Arthropoda; Insecta; Lepidoptera; Papilionidae
Source: the annotation of a GenBank genome assembly
AUGGAUUUUCCAGAAAAUUGCGGUUUUAUUGAAUUGUGUCGACUAUGCUUAAGCCAACCGGGGUCGUGCAGCAUACUUGAAACAACCCAUUUACUACGAGACAUUUUUGUUUGUACCGGAGUUGAAGUGUCUGUUACAGAUACUCUUCCAACGAAAAUUUGUAACCACUGCAACGAAAUUAUACAAAAAUCAAUUGCUUUUCGAACACUGGUAACAGAGAAUAAUUUAUACCUGAAAUCUUUAUGUCCUCAUGAUAUCCGAGAAGAAGAGUUGAACGAAGAUUUGGUUACCAGUACAAUUACAAGUGAAGAAAAUAAAAGCUCGUAUUUAAAUCAAGAAGUGGAAAUUAAACAAUUACAAAUAUCUGAUAAAAUUGGUCAGAAUGACAAUAAAUCAUCUGCAGCAGAUAACUGCACACACACACCUAUGCAGUUACAAACAUUAUCAAUAAGAAAAGACUUAUUUCCAACUUCUACACAGAAUGUGCCCAAUGAAGAAAACAUUCCUCAAAGUAGUGUUAAAAGAAGAAAAAUAAAAACUGAACCAAUAGAAGUUGUUGAAUACAGAUGUGGUCCAUGCUCUAAGAACUUCGAGACUUGGAAGAAGCUGUAUUUACACUCGCGUCUACACACCAAGAACAUUGCGUGUACUGUAGAGGCUUGUGGUAAGAUGUUCGCGACAAGAGGUGACCUUGAGAAGCAUGUAAGGACCCACACGGGGGAGAAACCCUACCAAUGCAACCUCUGCCAAAGGAAAUUCACGCAAAAAUGCUCAUUGAAGAGUCACAUGGAGACUGUACAUAGUGAGGAGGAA